AUAGUUCUGUGGUGCACCCUGCAGGCGGCAGUACAUACAGUAAAUCUUGCCGAGCAUCAAUUUAUAAGUAUAACAGCGAAGCCGAUCUGACUGUUUGUCACAAGGGAAACAUCAAUUAAGUGAAGAUGGCUUGGACGGGAUAUCAGAAGUUUUUAGCCCUAAUGAUGGUUGUCACUGGCUCCAUCAACACUUUGAGUACAAAUUGGGCCGAUCAAAUACAUUCCAAAGGUUCUGAUGGACAAGAGAGACUAUUUAAUCAUCCAUUUUUACAGGCAUCUGCAAUGUUUCUUGGUGAAAUAUUAUGUUUAUUGACAUUUAAAUUGAUUUAUUUUAAAACAAGAAAUACUGGUGGACAUUCUCUUACUCAAGGAAGUCAGAACUUUAAUCCCUUUAUACUUAUGCCUGCUGCUAUGUUUGAUUUGAUUGGAACAUCAAUAAUGUACAUUGGUCUCAACUUGACAUACCCCAGCAGCUUUCAGAUGUUUAGAGGAUCUAUAAUUAUAUUUGUAGCAGUCCUCUCGACAACAUUCUUAGAUAGAUAUAUCAUAAGACGUGAAUGGGUUGGAAUAGCAAAUGUAACAAUAGGCCUUGUUAUUGUGGGUCUUACCGAUGCUCUGUACCAAUCUCCCGGGGAGACUAAAGGGAGGAACAGUCUGAUAACUGGUGACUUGCUGAUUAUCGUCGCACAAGUCGUGUCUGCUUGUCAAAUGGUGUAUGAAGAAAAAUAUGUUUCUGGGUUGAACAUACCCCCUCUUCAAGCCGUGGGAUGGGAAGGGGUAUUCGGAUUCUCAGUACUGUCUGUUCUGUUGGUGAUAUUCUACUGGGUGCCAGCUCCUCCCCACUUCGGCCACAACCCGAGAGGAACUGUGGAAGAUGCUAUAGACGGUCUCAUACAAAUUGGAAACAGUCCAUUAUUGCUGUUUGCUGUGAUGGGCACAAUCGUGUCCAUAGCGUUCUUCAACUUUGCCGGGAUCAGCGUCACCAAAGAGAUGUCAGCCACUCAUCGGAUGAUAUUGGACUCCAUCAGGACGCUGGUGAUCUGGGUGGUGUCACUUGCCGUGAAGUGGCAAGUGUUCCACUGGCAGCACAUCAUAGGCUUUGCUAUUCUCAUCGCAGGGAUGUGCGAAUACAACGGCAUAUUGCCUCGCUGCUCCUUCAGAAGAGCCCCAGAAGACCAGGAUAGGGUGGUCAAUACUGAGGCAGAUAGGCUUGAAGAAGCCUAAAAGCAUUCUUUGAAAAAAAAGUACGUGUGUGCCGAGCACAAGAGUCAGAAAUGAAACUUCUUUGUCAAGAUUCAAAGGUACCAAAAUCGUAACGGCGUCAUAACGUGGUGGCAUUACCAUGACGCUACCUUGAAAUUUUACUAUCAAAGCGCUUAAAAAAGUUUGACUUCAAAAAAAAAUUUAUGUGCUCUGCACACAUGACUUAUUGGCAACCGGAGAAUGGGUAUUAUGUAUACAAUGUGGUUGAGUCCCAUUAACCCGAUCCCUGUUUAUGAUCGCGCUUUGACUUGUCUCUCUGUUGGUCAAACAAAUAAAAUACCAAUAUGAUUCUUUGUAAAACCAAGGUUUGAGGUCCAAUAUUUUGAAAAAAUUGUGUUGAACAUUUUUAGUACCUGGGUGUUCAUUUAAAUAAUAUAUCUUCAACAUUUUUUUUAUUUAAAGAUUAGUUUUUUUUUUCCAUAGAAUAAUCUCUUUCGUGAGGGACUAGAUGACCUGAUAUAAAACGUCUGUUGCUUAAUUGUUUGCUCAAGAUUAAAAAUAUAUUUUUUAAGCAUUAUAUCUAUCGCGACUAGUUAAGCUAUAAAUGUGAAUUUAGUAUUACUGAAAUUAUUUUCAUAUCAUACUAGGAAAAUAGCAAAGAUUUAUAUCAUAAAGGAGUUAUACAUUAUAUUUAUAAAAUUUUAUUGCAAAUUUUGUAUGCACCAUUUGUAAAAAAAGUUUUAUAAGUAUUAAUUAAGUGCUAUGCUCAUAUAUUAAGAUGCAAUUAUUCCUGGCGCGAAGUUUCUCUUAUUGGAGCUAGCGCGCAAGAGCAACUUUUGUCUCCGCAACUAUUUUGUCUCUCCCAUCAACUCUAUGGGGAGUUGCGUCGCUACGUGCGCGCACUUUCAUACUAGCCCAUAGGUGGGAGAGACAAAAUAGUUGCGGAGACAAAAGUUGCUCGUGCGCGCUAGCUCUUACAUUUUAAUGUUGGAGUCUAUUGAUAUCUUACUUUUUCCUUUUUUAAUUUUGUAUUUUGUACAGAUAGAUAUUUACAAACUUUGAUAUUGUUGUUAAAUCUCAAUAUUUUUAUAUUAAAACUCACUUACACUGACCAGUGAAAAGUGAUUAUACUAUACGUUUAGAAGUAAUGGUGCGUAUUAGUUAUGUACAAAAUAUUAUUGUAGUAUUUAGUAGAACAAUUUUAAUUCAACUGUGAUUAUCCUUCAAAUGUUUAAAAUGUAAGUCAUAGUACCUUGUAAUUAUCAGUUGAAAAUGAUUAAAUAAAAUAAAUGGAAUAUGAAAUUAA
Messenger RNA from Colias croceus (clouded yellow), 2508 nucleotides. RefSeq names its product solute carrier family 35 member F6 (gene Tango9). The record is from RefSeq and is a predicted model, not a curated record. The transcript is spliced from 9 exons. Lineage: Eukaryota; Metazoa; Arthropoda; Insecta; Lepidoptera; Pieridae. Gene Ontology annotation, cellular component: intracellular membrane-bounded organelle; membrane. Bases 126 to 1223 code for a protein of 365 amino acids.